GACAGCGACUCUCAUUUACUGCACAGGCUAGUCGGUCCUCUUGGAGAGAGGGAGAAGUAUACUAGAAGGAUAGUCUUCCCCUUCUUCUUCGGCGGAGGUCUAGGGUUUUACCGGUACGACUGGCGAAGAAUGGCGCCGAUUGGGAAGACGAAGCUGGAUUCGGGGUGGUUAGCGGCGAGAUCGACGGGGAUUGACCUCACCGGAAUUCAGCUCACCACCACUCACCCUCCCUCCGGCCCCGAUUUGCCUUGGAUGGAGGCUGUUGUCCCUGGAACUGUUUUGGCAACCCUUGUUAAAAACAAACUCGUGCCCGAUCCCUUCUAUGGGUUGGAAAACGAGUCAAUCAUAGAUAUUGCUGAUUCAGGGAGGGAGCAUUACACGUUUUGGUUCUUCACAACUUUCCAAUGCAAGCUGUCAGGAAACCAGCACGUGGAUAUAAAUUUCCGGGCAAUUAAUUACUCUGCAGAGGUGUAUUUAAAUGGUCACAAAAGAAUCCUGCCCAAGGGGAUGUUUCGAAGACAUUCUCUUGAUGUCACAGAUAUUCUGCAUCCUGAUGGUGAAAAUUUGCUUGCUGUUCUAGUUCACCCUCCUGACCACCCAGGGAGGAUUCCUCCUGAGGGGGGCCAAGGGGGUGACCAUGAGAUUGGCAAAGAUGUUGCCGCUCAAUAUGUUGAAGGAUGGGACUGGAUUAUUCCUAUAAGGGAUAGGAAUACUGGCAUCUGGGAUGAGGUAUCAAUAUAUGUUACUGGGCCUGUGAAAAUAGUGGAUCCCCACUUGGUUUCAUCAUUAUUUGAUAAUUACAAAAGGGUAUAUUUGCAUACCACCACCGAAUUGGUUAAUAGAAGUGCCUGGGUUGCUGAAUGUUCUUUAAAUGUCCAAGUGACAACAGAACUUGAGGGAAGUAUUUUCUUGGUCGAACAUCUUCACACAGAGCAUGUUUCCAUCUCUCCCGGAGCAUCUGUUCAAUAUACAUUUCCUCAGCUAUUCUUCUACAAGCCUAAUCUAUGGUGGCCAAAUGGUAUGGGAAAGCAAUCCUUGUAUGAUGUUGCAAUUAGCCUUGAUGUAAAGGGAUUUGGAGAAUCUGAUUCGUGGAGCCAACAUUUUGGUUUUCGCAAAAUUGAGAGCCAUAUUGAUAGUGUGACUGGUGGAAGAUUGUUCAAGGUCAAUGGGCAGCCAGUUUUUAUCCGUGGAGGUAAUUGGAUAUUAUCAGAUGGGUUACUCCGUCUUUCAAAGAAACGUUACAAGACAGAUAUCAAGUUUCAUGCAGACAUGAACUUAAAUAUGAUACGCUGCUGGGGUGGUGGACUGGCUGAGAGGCCAGAGUUCUAUCACUACUGUGAUAUUUAUGGUCUGCUGGUGUGGCAAGAGUUUUGGAUAACUGGAGACUGCGAUGGACGAGGUGUCCCUAUAUCCAACCCAGAUGGUCCUCUGGACCAUGAACUUUUCUUGCUCUGUGCAAGAGACACUGUGAAGCUUCUGAGGAAUCAUCCUAGUCUUGCUCUUUGGGUAGGGGGAAAUGAACAAGUUCCACCCAAAGAUAUCAACAAAGCUUUGAAAAAUGAUCUGAAACUUCACCCAUUUUUUGAAAAUUCAACUGAAAAUGGUAAUGUAAAAGAAGAAAUUUUCCCAGUGCUGAAGGGUGCUAAUAUUACCGCAGAGCCAAAGGAUCCUAGCCAAUAUCUUGAUGGUACUCGCAUUUACAUCCAGGGAUCCAUGUGGGAUGGCUUUGCAAAUGGGAAAGGAGACUUCACUGAUGGCCCUUAUGAAAUUCAGUACCCUGAAAGCUUUUUUGAGGAUGAGUUUUACAAGUAUGGAUUCAAUCCUGAGGUUGGUUCAGUGGGAAUACCUGUGGCUGCCACUAUCAGAGCCACAAUGCCUCCAGUGGGUUGGCAAAUUCCAUUAUUUAAGAAGGUAGACAACGGCUAUGUAGAAGAAGUUCCAAAUCCCACAUGGCAGUACCAUAAGUACAUUCCUUACUCAAAACCAGGUAAGGUGCAUGAUCAGAUUUUAAUGUAUGGCACCCCUAUGGAUCUUGAUGAUUUCUGUCUCAAGGCUCAACUAGUUAACUAUGUUCAGUACAGAUCUCUGUUAGAAGGCUGGACUUCCCGCAUGUGGAGCAAAUACACUGGUGUUCUGAUUUGGAAAAAUCAGAACCCUUGGACAGGCCUUAGAGGUCAGUUCUAUGAUCACCUCCACGACCAAACUGCAGGGUUCUAUGGUUGUCGCUCUGCAGCAGAACCAAUUCAUGUCCAGCUGAAUCUUGCAACUUAUUUUAUUGAGGCAGUCAACACAACAUCGGAGGAACUAUCAGACGUAGCUAUAGAAGUGUCUGUGUGGGAUUUGGAGGGAGCGUGUCCAUACUACAAAGUUUAUGAAAAACUUUCUGUACCAUCUAAAAAAACAGUUCCUAUUUUUGAGUUGAAGUAUCCAAAGUCCAAAAACGCAAAGCCGGUCUACUUUCUUCUUCUCAAGCUCUAUACUAUGUCAGACUAUGGCAUUUUAUCCAGGAACUUUUACUGGUUACAUCUGUCUGGUGGGGAUUACAAACUAUUGGAACCAUACAGGAAGAAGAAAAUACCUCUGAAGAUAACAUCCCAGGCUUUCAUUCGAGGGUCAACAUAUGAAAUCCGCAUGCAUUUGCAGAACAAAUCAAGGAAGCCAGGAUCGAAAAAUCUACUGUACAAGAAUAUUUGCACCGGAAGAAAUGGUGAAGGCGACUGUGAUAUGGCUUCCCUUGAACCCGUACAUAGAAAGAUAGAGCAAAAGCAGGAGGGUGGCUUAAUUCAGAGCAUCUGCAAGUCCUUCUCAAGGGAAACCAAUGGUUUGAGGGUUGCAGAGAUUAACGGGACCGAUGUUGGAGUUGCUUUCUUUCUACAUUUCUCUGUUCAUGCUUCAAAGAAGGAACAUAAGGAAGGCGAAGACACCAGGAUUCUUCCUGUUCAUUAUUCCAACAACUAUUUCUCGCUUGUACCAGGUGAGGAGAUGCCCAUUACUCUCUCUUUUGAGGUCCCUCCAGGUGUUACCCCUCGAGUUACACUUAAUGGCUGGAAUUAUCAUAGCGGGCAUCACAUUUACUGAACCUCCUAAAACUAUGUAUUUCUAUUGGUGUAAAGUAUCCAUCCAUCCAGCCGCCUCACGAGCAUUCCAAGCCUUGGAAACGGUGCUGUAAACUCCUAACUUUGCGGUUACAGCUCCUGCUGAAACGUCUGCUGUGAUAUAUAGCAUCCGAGGUAACUUGAAUCCAUCUCCUCUAACACGAGCUAGACUUUGAACAAUGGUUCAGCUUGGUGAAAACCUACUCCGCAUGUGUUCUAUGCGCAAGUUCUGAUCUGAAGCGUAGAUGAACUUUCCUAGCGACACAAGGAUGGUGUUAUUUGCACAUUCUUCAAUAAUUCCCUCAUCUGAGUUGUUAUUUUGAAUCAGAUUUAAAUAAGUGGUUCAAAUUUGUGCAAAAUAAACUAUUGUGAUGUGUCGUGUAACAUUAAUGGUGUGUGCCAUAAGAGAUCACAUUUUUACUCUCUUCA
Diospyros lotus (date-plum) is the source of this 3524-nucleotide messenger RNA. Its product is annotated as mannosylglycoprotein endo-beta-mannosidase. Gene Ontology annotation, biological process: carbohydrate metabolic process. Lineage: Eukaryota; Viridiplantae; Streptophyta; Magnoliopsida; Ericales; Ebenaceae. The transcript is spliced from 11 exons. The record is from RefSeq and is a predicted model, not a curated record. Gene Ontology annotation, molecular function: hydrolase activity, hydrolyzing O-glycosyl compounds. The coding region runs from base 130 to 3078 and encodes 982 amino acids.